AAAGACUUUCGAGUCGUACACACGCCAAAGCUACCUCCACGGCUCCAACGAGGAGGGAUAUCCAUGGAACCAGGGGGCAACUAGAAAAAAAAAAAAAAAAAACUAAAGCCAAAACCAGCGAGCAGAAGCAGAACCGGCCGUGCCGCUCACCGUGCCGGCCGAGGGAAGACGAGACGGCGAUGGCGGGGGCAGGGUUCCCUCGGCCGCUGCAGGUCCACGCGAUCCAGAGCUGCGCGGAGGAGGGGUUCUGGGACGCGCUCCGCCGCCUCAAGCUCGACGUCCUCGGCACCGACGACUCCCCCAUCCCCAUCACCGGUUAUUAUACUCCACGCCAGAAUCGCAAGGUUGCAAGCCGCUUAAGGCUAUGCCCAGAAUCAUUAGUGCCACCAUCUCACAAUUCCAUUGGCUCUAGGAACAAUUGCCCAGUCCCAGGUACCCUCAUAAACACUAAUAACACGAGAGGAUUCCAAAACCUAGACAGAGAGCUUCUUCUGAAAGCAGAAGCGAAGAAGAUAUUGCAUGACAUUAUGUCCGGUAAAGUAGAAGAGGAUCCUGCUCUGCUACUUAGGUUCCUUGUGAUAUCAUUUGCUGAUCUGAAGAAUUGGAAGGUCUAUUACAAUGUUGCAUUCCCCUCACUGGUUUUCAGCUCUAAAAUGACCCUGCUCAGCCUGCAAGACUCGUCACAAGUGCUCAGCAAAGAAGAGGCAGCAUCCUUGUAUAAAUCAUUGCAAGAGUGGCGUGCUUCUAGUGAAACAACAGUUCCAUUCUUUCUGGUUAGUAUAUCCUCAGAUUCCUCUGCCUCUGUAAGACAACUGAAGGACUGGAAAGCUUGCCAGGGGAACUGUCAAAAUCUGCUAUUUGGGUUUUAUGAUCAUGGCUUUCGGCAUGACAAUGGCAAACUAGAUUUCCCUGGCUGGGCUCUUAGAAACUACAUUUCAUUCCUGAGCAUGCGGUGGAAGAUCGAGAAAGUUCAGUUCUUCUGCUACCGAGAAUUGCGUGGGCAGCCUGAUCUAGAACAGUCCUUAAUUGGCGAAGCAUCAUUUCCACCACCUUGUGGCUGGGAUGACCCUGAUUAUGUACCUGAAGUUAUUGGGUGGGAAGGAGAAAAGCCUGGGAAGGGAACAAAAGAAAUGAUACCAAAAGAAAUAAAUCUUCAAUCAAUGAAUCCGGCAAGUCAGGAUGAAGAAAAACAAUUGAUGCACUUGAAGCUUAUGGGGUGGCGCCACUUUCCAGUGAAUAUAGACAAGUUAUCGCGUGUUCGAGUUCUUCUGUUGGGUGCUGGAAUUCUUGGAUGUGAAGUUGCUCGCCUACUUAUGACCUGGGGUGUACGGAAACUUUCAGUGGUUGACAGUGGUUCUGUUGCCACAUCUGAUCUUGUCAAACAAUCACUCUACAUAGACAAGGACUGUGGAGUCCCAAGAGUGACUGCAAUAGUUCCACAUCUCAAAGCAAGAUGUCCUGCAAUGGAGGUAGAAGGCACGAAAAUGGAAAUACCAGUGCCUGGGCAUCCUGUUUCUCCCAGCAAAAUAGCAAGUGUGCUUGAUGAUUGCAAGCGUCUCCAAACAUUAGUGGCUUCCAAUGACGUGGUCUUUUUGUUAACUGACACAUGGGAGAGCAAGUGGCUUCCAACUCUUUUGUGUGCAAAUCAAAACAAGAUUGCUGUUACUGCAGUAUUAGGAUAUGACAAUUACCUUGUCAUGCGACAUGGUGCUGGUCCAGGAACAAGAAGUGGGGUUAUGGAUGAAGUGAUUGCUCAGAUAGAGCAUUUGUCCACAGAAGAUGCUCUUGGACGUCAAAGAUUGGGCUGUUGUUUCUGCAAUGAUGCUGCUUCCCUUGUAAAUUCAAUCCCUAAUGGAACACUAGAUCAACAAGCAAUAGCACUACCUGGACUAACCUCGAUUGCAUCUGGCGAAGCAGUGGAGCUGUUUGCUAGGAUGUUACAUCAUCCUGAUGAGAUACAUGCUGCAGGAGAUAUUGCUGGUAUGGACACUGAACAUCAGCUUGGUCUAUUGCCACAUCAGCUACGAGGAUCACUCCCAAAGUGUGUUUUAUCAACUGAAUUAGGCAAUUCCUCAAGCAAUUGUACUGCAUGUUCCAAUGCAGUAUUGUCAGAGUAUAGAAGAAGAGGAUUGGAUUUUGUUGUGCAGGCCAUCAACCAUCCAACAUAUCUAAAAGAUCUAACAGGCAUUACUGAUUUGAAAAAGCCGGAUGCUUGUCCUAGAAUGCCCGCCAAUAUCCCUGUAAAUUCAGACAAGUUUUCCGAUGUCAGAUGCCUACUUUUAGGUGUUGGGACUCUUGGAUGUGAUGUUGCCCGUAUUCUUAUGGACUGUGGUGUACGGAAGCUAACAGUGGUUGAUAGUGGCCGUGUUGUUGUGUCAAAUUUGGCGAGACAAUCACUCUACACAUCUGAUGAUCGUGGUGCCCCCAAAGCGACUGCGAUACUUAGGCAUCUAGCGGACAGAUGUCCUUCAGUGGAUGCACAAGGCAUUCAAAUGGAAAUACCUAUGCCAGGGCAUCCUGUGUCUCCUAGUGAAGUAGCUGGUGUGCUUGAAGAUUGCAAGCGCCUGGAGGAAUUAGUAGCUUCCCAUGAUGCUAUCUUCUUGUUGACCGACACCAGGGAAAGUAGAUGGCUUCCAACGCUCCUCUGCACUAAUGAAAACAAGAUUGCGAUUACCGCAGCAUUAGGGUAUGACAGUUACCUUGUCAUGCGACAUGGGGCUGGUCCUGGCAUAAAUUGUGAAGGUUCGGAUGUGGUUGCUACCACGGGUAAGCUGUCCACAAAGGAUGCUUUUGGACGUCAAAGACUGGGGUGCUAUUUCUGCAAUGAUGUUGUUGCUCCUGUUGAUUCAGUCUCCAAUCGAACACUGGAUCAACAAUGUACAGUAACACGACCUGGUCUAGCCUCUAUUGCAUCUGGACGUGCCGUUGACCUCUUCACAAGAAUGCUACAUCAUCCAGAUGGGAUACAUGCUCCAGGAGAGAACGCUGGCACGAUCGGUGAGCAUCCGCUUGGCCUAUUGCCUCACCAGAUACGAGGAUCACUGUCACAGUACAACUUAUUAACACUCUUGGGUUAUUCCUCUAGCAAUUGCACGGCGUGUUCCAAUGCGGUAUUGUCUGAAUAUCGGAGGAGAGGAAUGGAUUUUGUGAUGCAAGUGAUCAACGAACCAACUUAUUUGGAAGACCUAACUGGCCUGACGGACUUGAUGAAAUCUGUAGCUUACUCUCAGGUCGAGUGGUUAGAUGGAACCGAUGAGGACGAGUUAGUCGACAUCUGAUGUAUCACAUGAUUUUAGUAACUGUAAAUAUCAUUUCCUACAAGAUGAUUCAUGCGAUGAUGAGAGUGACAUGUUUGUGUGGGAUGACUUAGCUGAACAAGAAGAAGCAAUCAAGCAAGCACCCUGUAAACACUUCUGACAUCUUGACACGAUGCAAACUUUUACACUGUAAUGUAGACAAGUCUAUACAAAAUGUUGUUAAUUUUC
Phragmites australis (common reed) is the source of this 3485-nucleotide messenger RNA. Its product is annotated as ubiquitin-like modifier-activating enzyme atg7. Gene Ontology annotation, cellular component: phagophore assembly site; cytoplasm. Gene Ontology annotation, molecular function: Atg8 activating enzyme activity; Atg12 activating enzyme activity. The record is from RefSeq and is a predicted model, not a curated record. Gene Ontology annotation, biological process: piecemeal microautophagy of the nucleus; C-terminal protein lipidation; autophagosome assembly. The transcript has 20 exons. Lineage: Eukaryota; Viridiplantae; Streptophyta; Magnoliopsida; Poales; Poaceae. The coding region runs from base 180 to 3278 and encodes 1032 amino acids.